CCCGCGCGGGUCGUCCGGCCUCAAUCCCUUCUGCGGAACCUGCCGGGGCGGGCGCAAGACGAGCGCGGUCCGGCCCUGAUAGGCGGGGCCGCGUUGAGUGACGGCCCGGCCCCGCCUUCCGGUUGAGGGACCCGGGGAUGGCGGGGGUGGGGAUGCAGUUCUGCACCAAGUGCCUCAGGCCUGCUUUGUUAGAAUGAAGCACAUCAACUUGUCGUUCGCGGCGUGUGGGUUUCUGGGCAUUUACCACCUGGGGGCAGCAUCCGCACUUUGCAAACAUGGCAAAAAGCUCCUGAAGGAUGUCAAGGCCUUUGCCGGUGCUUCUGCGGGAUCCUUGGUUGCUUCUGUCCUGCUAACAGCGCCACAAAAAAUAGAGGAAUGUAACGAGUUUACCUACAAUUUUGCCGAAGAAACCCGGAGGCAGUCUCUCGGGGCAGGGACGCCUGGCUAUGAUUUCAUGGCCCGAUUGAGGAGCGGAGUGGAGGCCAUUCUCCCUCCCGACGCGCACGAGCUGGCUCACAACCGCCUGCACGUCUCCAUCACCAACACCAAGACCAGAGACAACUGCUUAGUCUCCAGCUUUCCCUCCAGGGAGGACCUGGUCCAGGUCCUGUUGGCCAGCAGCUUUGUGCCCAUUUAUGCAGGGCUGAAACCAGUGGAAUACAAAGGGCAGAAGUGGGUGGAUGGAGGCCUCACCAACAGCCUGCCCAUCCUGCCUGUAGGCCGGACAGUGACCAUCUCACCAUUCAGUGGGCGACUGGACAUCUCCCCGCAGGACAAAGGGCAGCUGGGUUUCUAUGUUAACAUCACCAACCAGGACAUACUGCCAGGUAGUUUCCGCAAACCACAAAAUAUUAAACACAUGAUCUUAGUGACCAUUUGCUUAGCACCCGCUGUAAUGAAGAUGCGCAGAAGGAAAACCGUUACUUGAUGGCCUAAUUCUUGCGGAGAAUCUGGAUUGUAAAGAGCUACGUGGACUCACUCUUCAUGGGCAUAUUCUUAUUCAAUAUCCCCGAAGAACAGAUGUUUAAACCCCUGGCAUUCAGAUGAGCUCAUACUGAAACAACAGGGUUUCUUUCACCCAGGCAAAUGUGGUAUGAUAAUGGCAAGUAUUGUUUAUCUCAUCAACGACUGAAUUUUCAGAAGGGUUACUUAUUUAAAACCCUUUCAGGCCUUUUAUCCACCAACUGGACUUCUAGAAAAUGCGAAAAUUGUCAGAUAAAUACUCAACGUGCAUACUGAGGGAUUUAGGAACGAUUUGUUUAUAAUAAUAAGCAUCAAAGGAAGCUCACGUAUAACAGGCGAUGCUUGUAAAACAGCCGUUGACACCGAUGCCUCCGUCCUGAGGCAUCAGCAGGGUCACCUCGUCAUCCCCACGGGGUAGGUGUGGCCGUCUCUGUCUGCCACAGAAAACGCUUGGGGGUGGGGGCCUUUCAGAGUGGAUAACACAUGUGCUUCUCGUUACAAAGCAAAGUGACCGUCCGAGACGUUGAAUCCAGGCUCCCUAACGCCCUCCCUCGCGCUACUGUGUAACUGAGAAUAAGCAAACAGAGCGGAUGAUUCAGACAGUACACAGAUACUAUGAGGCUCACUGACAUACAGGUAGGUCGGUGGCGUCUGCCCAUAAACGCACAGGAGACAUCCUUGCAGAGAGCUAUCAGGUGUCACACAGGUACCCUCUAAUAACUGCUGGUCCCUCCUUGUUCCAACAUGUGCAGUCUCACUUGUCUACUAGAAACAUGUUAUAUAUGUUUUUUUAAAUUUCAUAAAGAAAAGGAAAACUGAAUGAGUAUAAGCCCAAGAAAUUAGUAUUUGAAUCAAUCCGUAAAUAGACAAAACUCUGUGAAAUUUAAUAAUGAAAAGCCAUGAACAAAGGCAGAGGAAAUCAGUAAAAUGAGGCAUGAGGAACUGAAUAUGGUAGACACAGAGAAGAGAGGAAAGAUUUAUGCGGCGAUAUGAUGUGCAAAUCCCUACAGAUGAAUUGAAAAAUUUUGGAGAAGAGGGGAAUAUCCUUGAAAAAUAUAAAUGACCCAAAUUAAGAAUUUUAGAGGAAAUUGGAAAUCUGUAUAAAGCAAUGAAAGUGUAAAAAAGAAAAAAAGGAAAUAAAGCCAAAAACCAAAAAAGAAAUGAUAGUCAAGACUCUGGGGUCACAUAGCUUUACUGAUGAGUUUUUGAGUUUAUUCAGCUCAAACAAUAAAAUCAAUCCCAUGCAUAUGUGUACACACACACACACACACAAGAUGGGGAAUCCAUUGUAUUAUCAAAUGUUUGCAUAACUCUGAUGGGAAAAUCUGAUGAAUACAGUGGAAAGAAAAGCAGAGUUCAAAGCAGCACAUUCAACUCUUAAAGACUUCCUUUUAAAUCUUUUUCAGAGAACUAAAAUGUAGAACAGCUAAAAAUGGAGCUGUUCCAGUUGGAAAGGGAGAGAGAAGGCAGGGUAGCAAGUGGAACCUCCCCUCCUGUUCUCAGUUGCUUGACACAACCUCUGCCCUCAGUCCAUCCACACUGUCUGUUCUGCACCUUCAAUCCGUCUCUAGCUGGAGAAAACUCCCAGUCCAGCAGGAUGGGCUGUUUAAACCCCAGAUCAUUAACCUCCAGGGUCCCGAGUUCAUUCACCUGCCCACGUACCUAGAACACUCAGUCAUCAAAACUGGUUUCACGGUAGAGUCAUCUGGGUAGCUGUAAAGAAUAUUGAUGC
Molecule: messenger RNA, 2695 nt
Organism: Hippopotamus amphibius kiboko
Lineage: Eukaryota; Metazoa; Chordata; Mammalia; Artiodactyla; Hippopotamidae
Gene: PNPLA4
Product: patatin like phospholipase domain containing 4
Exons: 7
Coding region: 194-928 (244 amino acids)
Biological process (GO): lipid homeostasis; triglyceride catabolic process
Cellular component (GO): membrane; lipid droplet; cytoplasm
Molecular function (GO): triacylglycerol lipase activity; retinyl-palmitate esterase activity
Source: RefSeq, a predicted model, not a curated record